AUGUCACCGAAGAAGAUCGCUCGCAAGUAUUAUCUCUACUUCAGCAUUGAGCCUGCCGUAUUGGUUGCCAUGCGCGACGUGGAUGGAAAGGUACUGCUACACUAUGCAGCUUACUUCGGGCUGUUCAAAGAUGUCGAAUGGCUCUUAGAGAAGGGAGCGCAGGUAGAUGUCUACGACCAGAUGUCCAUCCAAGACUUUCGCUUCACGAUCAUGGAUCCUCCCAAGCAAGACCUCUGGGCUCAGAUCCAGGAG
Messenger RNA from Symbiodinium pilosum, 252 nucleotides. Lineage: Eukaryota; Dinophyceae; Suessiales; Symbiodiniaceae. The record is from the annotation of a GenBank genome assembly.